Penaeus indicus is the source of this 2217-nucleotide messenger RNA. RefSeq lists its product as uncharacterized. The transcript has 4 exons. Lineage: Eukaryota; Metazoa; Arthropoda; Malacostraca; Decapoda; Penaeidae. The record is from RefSeq and is a predicted model, not a curated record. Bases 93 to 1112 code for a protein of 339 amino acids.
GCCACCAGAGAGACAGCACGCGCCGUUCCUCCUCUUGACUCACGGCCUCUCUCGCUCCGACGUCAACUCAGGUCGCUUUCCGAGGGAAGAGGAUGAGCAUACGAGGGAGUCAGCACGCGGCCGUCGGAGGCUGCGCUCUCUACCCUGAGCUCGUGGAUGGGAGAGUGGAAGGCCCUCCCCUCGACGCCCCCCCGGUGCCCUCCCUGCCUUCGGGAGGCCUCAGAGGGCACCCUCGCCGCUCCAACUCCCUGCACCCGGAGAGCCUGAGCGUCCGGAGAGCGAGGAACAGCCUGAAGCAGCGCAAGUUGGGCUUCACGGCCGUGGUGCUUCCCGACGUGCAGGGGCAGGCGGGCCACAGCGACGACCUGGCGGCUGCUUUCGGCCACGACCCGCCGUCGGGAAGCGGACCGAGCACGCCGCAGCGGAGGGCAUCCGUCCACAAGCUGCUGUCAGGAACCUUCUCCGACCCGAUGUCAGCGCACGAGAGACGCGUUGUCAGCGCCGUCACCAUCCAGAUGUCUCCCUCUCAUGACGACUGCUCCUCCUCCUCCUCCUUCUCCUCCUCCUGCGCCGCCGCCCACAACGCGCCCCUCACCCCCCGGCGCUCGCACUCCUUCCGCCUCCUGUCGCACACCCGCGGUCCUCGCUGGAGCCUGUCCGUCGCCUCGAAGCAGGAUCAAGGAGGACUUAAUAAGGAAGGAAUUAAGGAGGGGGGGAUUAAGGAAGGGGGAUUUAAGGAGGAGGGAUUUAAGGGAUUACGCGAUCCUACAGUGAGAUUUAAGGAAUCCCUAAGCUCAUCGGAGAGCCUUGCGCCGGAGGGGGACGUCGGGACGGAAGGGGAAAGGAGAGAGAAGAAGAACGACAACGGAGAUGAGGAACCACGGGAGAAGAGAGAAGAGAAGAGGAAGGAAGAGACGGAGAGGGAAGAAGGAAACGAAGAGAGGACAAUGGAGGUCGCAAGAACAACGCCAGAAAUGGGGUCAGACUCCCGGUUCUUCAGCAAAGUUGGGGUCCCUGAAGACAACGGAAAUGACGUCACGGAAGCCCAGGACGAAGCCAACAUGAACGAAUUGUCCGAAUCCGUUCGCACGUUGAAAGUUUGGGAUUUAUAACGCUUAUAGAAAGGAGAUAUAUCUAUAUAUAUGUGUGUGUGUGUGUGUGUGUGUGUAAAAGAUAAAUAAAUAUAUAAUUUCCCGUAUAACUGUUUUGUAAAUAUAGUGUGGGUGAUUUAGAGAUCUGAAUGCGGUGAAACAGAUGUUAAAUGGUAAAUGGAGUUUAAUGGUGAAAAUGAAACUGUGCAGCUCAGCCCACAAGCCCGAUCUCCGUUGGCGUCAGGAAGGGCAUCCGGUCAGUUACGAGCGACAAUGUCUCGGCCAAAGUUCCUUUAUCUCAUCGCCUUAGUCCCGAAGAGGCGUAAAACAGAAUUUAUUUAUCCGUUUCAUUUGAUAUUAAAACAAAUUCUAAAAGAAGAAAAACGUGAUAAGAAUAGAAAGUGAGUGAGACGACAGAGCAGCGUGUAAUGUGAUAAAGAGUGUUAAUCUAACGAUAAUUAACAUGAAUUUAACUGUACAUAUCUAAAAGGACCACAGAGUAAAAACUACGAAAGGAAAAAAACACGAAAACACAGCCGUAUGAUAUACACAUGUACAUAGGUCUAUAUUUUGGUAUGAAGAAGUGACUGAAUCAUAGAAUGAAAACCUAUAUGAGUAGUCGAUGUUCUCUUACUUAUGAUAAAGGCUAUGAUCCCACAGAGAAGGAAUCUGAACCCUUAUUACGCUGUCUUGAGCUUAUUUAUGAUUCUUCAGAGAGCGUCCCUUCGCGAUUCCUUCCGCUUAUACGAGUGAUCAAAAACGAGAAAAUGUUAAUAUAAAAAAAGAGACGUUUUUAUGAAGAAUUAACGAAAAAUACAUCCCAUCCAGUGCUUGAUAAAUAAUCUCUUUUAUAUAUAUAUAUAUAUCUUUACAAUUCUAUCUAUGUUUAAUAAAAUUUCUCACACAGUGCAAUCUAUCGAAGGAUACUUUAGUUGUAUGUAGAACAAAAUGAAUCAAUAAAAAUAUAUGAAUAAAUAAAACAAUUUAAUCGUCUCAGUGUUGCCAUACGAUAAGUGAAAAUGAGUGAGAUUAUAGCCUAAAAGAUGUCUGUGUUUUGUUGUUCAUCCCAUUUAAUCACAAAAAAAACUAAUAACACAUAUAAGUACCUGUCUGUCUGCCUUAAACG